Lolium rigidum is the source of this 2788-nucleotide messenger RNA. RefSeq names its product methyltransferase-like protein 2. Bases 43 to 1293 code for a protein of 416 amino acids. Gene Ontology annotation, molecular function: nucleic acid binding; methyltransferase activity. Lineage: Eukaryota; Viridiplantae; Streptophyta; Magnoliopsida; Poales; Poaceae. The record is from RefSeq and is a predicted model, not a curated record. The transcript has 11 exons. Gene Ontology annotation, cellular component: RNA N6-methyladenosine methyltransferase complex; nucleus.
UCCCGAUCCAAACCCUUUCGCAGCGGCGGCGCCGCCACUCCGAUGAGCGUCUCCGAUGAGCUCCGGUCGCUAGACGCCACGGGAAUCUACCGCCUCACAGCCUCCCGCGCUGCCUUCUUGGACCCGGUGCGCCUGCUCAACGAAUCCUACAGGCGCUUCCGCCUCGUCCCCUCUGCGUACUACUCCCGAAGCUUCGGCCCGUCGAAUCAGGGAGGCGACGCGCAGGGCGAGCGGACGGCGCCGUCUCCGGAGCGGAAGAAGCGCAAGCGGAAGCGCCAGCCGAAGCCCCGGGAACUCAAUGCCGUGGAGCGGAUCGCGGAAGCGCGGCAUCAGGAAGCAAGGGCUUUGCUGAUUAGUGCGCACAAAUCACUCCUUGAGGCGAAAGAUCUACUGGAGUUCCUACCGGGGAUGAUCAAGGGAGAUGAAUGCAGGCAAGAUGUUCAAACUAGUUCGGAGAACAAUUUUGUUGAGCUUGGGAGCUCAUGGCGAGCACCUCUUUGUGAGCUGACUAUUUGCUUUCAGAAGCCCCAUGGUCAGGGCGAGGCAGGUCCGUGCCAUGUCCAAAGGAGGUCCAGUACGUUGUUUAAUAAGAUAAUCAGUAUUGAAGAAAAUGAUGAGUCGGAAGGAGAAUUUCAGAGUAGACUCUAUAUUUUACCAAAAGGAGGUUGCUUCCUGAUGACUGACUUCAAACAUGUUCGUGAUCUCAUUCCUGAUAAUUCGAAUGAUGGUUACAACCUUAUAGUUAUUGACCCACCUUGGGAGAAUGGAUGUGUUCGUCAGAAAGAAGCGUAUCCUACACUUCCCAACAGAUAUUUGUUGUAUCUUCCAGUUCAAGAACUUGCUGAUCCAGCUGGAGCUCUUCUAGUUCUGUGGAUUACAAAUCGGGAGAAAUUGCGAAGAUUUGUUGAGGAUGAAUUGCUUCCAUCUUGGGGAGUUAAAGAUCCCACUGAGUUUUAUUGGCUGAAGGUGAAGUCCGAUGGUUCACUCAUUGGUGAUUUGGACUUGUUCCAUCACAGGCCUUAUGAGUGUCUUCUUCUUGGCUACAUAAAUGUUAAUAGAGAAGCUGAACCAGGAUCAAAUUUUAAGUUUCUGCAAGCUAGCCAAGUAAUUAUGAGUGUCCCGGGUGCACACUCAAGGAAACCUCCCCUUCAGAAAAUACUUUCCGAAUUUAUUCCUGGUUCUAAACCUCCAAGGUGCAUUGAGCUUUUUGCAAGAGAGUUGGGUUCUGGAUGGACCUCUUGGGGAAACGAGCCACUUCAUUUCCAGGAUUCCAUGUACUUCACGGAGAAGUAAAUUGAUAGACAACAACACGAUAUGUGCAGUUUGAAUCAAUUGUUGAAUCCACGUAAUGCUUUGUUGUUAUGUCUCAUGUUUUCCCGUAAGUAGUUCCUUCUUCCCAUUCUCUUACAUUUUCUAGCAAUGCACCCAUGCCUUCGCUUUACAAUAUUGUAUUUAGCUCCUCAGGUUAUUUGUUAAUGUUAGAAAAAAACCACACCAUAAGCCAAAAAAAAUGCCUCAUAUGGUUGUCCAUAUACAUCGUGGGAUUCACUACUGUAGAAACGCUUAUAGGCGCUAUGCGUUUAGUGACAGGCAAAGUUAAGCUUGUCACUAGUACAAACACUAGUGACAGGCGCAUAAAAAAGCCUGUCACUAGCCGAAAGGUCAAAUGUGUUAGCGACAUGCAUUUAUAAAUACCUGUCACUAGACAAAUACUUUUUAUUUUAUUAAGUUGGCUAACAUUUUGAGGACGAGCAUAUCAGACGUGGCUCAUCUAAAAAAAAAUACCACACGAAACCGUGAAUCCACGAAAAUCUUGACGACGCGAGCUUGAGAUAAAAGAAGGAACAAAGAUUUUGAUACGGAGUAGAUGCAUGAAGCCAAGUUUCCUUCAUUUUCUUUUAUUUCCUCUCCGACGGUUCUCCACUAUGUUUGAUGUAGGUAUGUGACUAGCAGCGUCCAGCCAGGUUUUUAGGAAGUACUGAAUCUGAAUCUACGUGCAAAUGCAGAUUGCACGUAAAACAGUUAGCCAGGUACGUGCCUGCUUUUUUUUUAACAAGGCCAAGUAUGUGCCUGCUUAGUUCAGCCACGACCAAAGCGGUUCUUCCGCGAACACGCCGCGUAGCUCUCUCGCGAGGCGUUCUUUUCUUAUCUCGAUAGGGUUCCUCCGCUAUACAGCCGCCGCAUCUGCCCCCUGGACCUCGAGCUUGCCGAACAGGGCUUGAUCCGUUUCGGACAUCCGCCGGCGUUUUGCCUCCAGCCGACAUGCUACUCCCGCUAUCAGGGUGGUGUUGUGUGGAUUUGAGCCAUUGUGUUCUUCAUCCGCUAUUUCUCCUUGCAUAUUGGAUCCAUUGAGGCAACCAGCGUGAUUGUACCAUCUGACACCCCGUGACUCAAUGGUAAAUCUCCCCAAGGGCUGCAAUGAAGCAUGUGUUCUCAUUCACCUGGUUAAGCACAUCAUCAGUGUCCUGCGCCAUUUAGGUCCAUACAAAGAAGACGUAAUGAAAGAAUUUGCACCUCAACAAGAUGGUGGAAAUGUAGAAGAGUGAAAGGAACUUGCAGCUAUGCAUAUGAACAACACAUGUACAUGGUGGUGCCGUUCUUUGGAGUUCAAGCUUCUUGCUACAUAACAAACUACUCUUUGUUGUCUAUGAUCGAUUGCAAGUUCUUAUACCAUUGUGUUAGUUGUACAAAUAUUAUGUCACAUUGGGUGAUGUGAACGUAUCAUUGGUACAAUAUCUUAUUGUGCUAUAUGAAAUAUCCGUGGAAAAUGUAUUUUAUUUGUAUAUCA